AUGAAAGAUAUCAUAGUUGCCCAUAGAGAGACGAAAAGCUGGUCGGACUGGGUUGCCCUGGGUACCGUACGUCUCCUCCGAUGGGGAACUGACCUGGCUACCGGCUACAGGCACCCUAAAGCAGGCGAACCAGCACCGCCCAAGCACUUCCAGAUGAACGAACGAAAAUGGCUUAUCCGCUUUGUUUUCCUGGAGACCGUGGCAGGCGUCCCUGGAAUGGUUGGAGGAAUGCUUCGGCACCUUCACAGCUUAAGGAAGAUGAAACGUGACAAUGGCUGGAUCGAGACACUCCUCGAAGAAGCAUACAACGAACACAUGCAUCUCCUUACCUUCCUCAAACUUGCUGAACCAGGUUGGUUUAUGAGGCUCAUGGUACUCGGCGCUCAAGGCGUUUUCUUCAACGGUUUCUUCCUCUCCUAUCUUAUCUCGCCACGAACGUGCCACCGAUUCGUUGGAUACCUAGAAGAAGAAGCUGUUUUGACAUACACACAUGCCAUCAAGGACUUGGAAGCCGGUAAACUACCGGCUUGGACAGAUUUGCCGGCACCGGAUAUUGCAAUUAAAUACUGGAACAUGCCUAAAGGAAACCAGAAAAUGGUUGACUUGCUUUACUAUAUCAGGGCUGACGAGGCCAAACACCGAGAGGUCAACCAUACGCUGGCUAAUCUGAACCAGAAGAUCGAUCCCAAUCCUUAUGCUGCCAAGUAUGAGAAUCCGGAAAAGCCUCAUCCUACUAAAUCUGCCGAAAUUGUCAAACCCACCGGUUGGGACCGACAGGAUGUCAUCUAG
Molecule: messenger RNA, 789 nt
Organism: Trichophyton verrucosum HKI 0517
Lineage: Eukaryota; Fungi; Ascomycota; Eurotiomycetes; Onygenales; Arthrodermataceae
Exons: 1
Coding region: 1-789 (262 amino acids)
Biological process (GO): alternative respiration
Cellular component (GO): mitochondrion
Molecular function (GO): alternative oxidase activity
Source: RefSeq, a predicted model, not a curated record